UUUCUGAUCGAACGCGAGCGGGACCCGGAGCCUGCAGCCCAGCAGCAGCGCGGCGGCUCCGGCGUCGUCCUAACUUGUACGCGCGGAGUGACCCCAGACAUUUCACUAAAAUGAACGUGCUUAGCAGGAAGAGAUGUGUUCCUUACACUAGAAAUUACCCCGUCACAUGUAGUGGUGUCCCAAUUAAUGGAUUCUGACAUGGAUUAUGAAAGACCAAACGUAGAGACCAUCAAGUGCGUGGUGGUGGGGGACAACGCCGUGGGCAAGACCAGGCUCAUCUGUGCCCGGGCUUGCAAUGCCACCCUCACUCAAUACCAGCUGCUUGCCACCCAUGUGCCCACAGUGUGGGCCAUCGACCAGUAUCGUGUUUGCCAGGAGGUGCUGGAACGCUCCCGAGAUGUGGUAGAUGACGUCAGCGUCUCCUUGCGCCUCUGGGACACCUUUGGAGACCACCAUAAAGAUCGCCGCUUUGCUUAUGGGAGAUCAGAUGUGGUGGUUUUGUGCUUCUCCAUUGCCAACCCCAAUUCCCUCCACCAUGUCAAGACCAUGUGGUACCCAGAAAUUAAGCACUUCUGCCCCCGAGCACCUGUCAUCCUGGUGGGUUGCCAGCUGGACCUGCGCUAUGCCGACCUGGAGGCUGUCAACAGGGCCAGGAGGCCCUUGGCCAGGCCCAUCAAGCCCAAUGAGAUCCUUCCUCCGGAGAAAGGCCGGGAGGUGGCUAAGGAGCUGGGUAUCCCUUAUUAUGAGACCAGCGUGGUGGCUCAGUUUGGCAUCAAGGACGUCUUUGACAAUGCCAUUCGUGCUGCGCUCAUCUCCCGCCGCCACCUGCAGUUCUGGAAGUCCCACCUCCGCAAUGUGCAGCGGCCUCUGCUGCAGGCACCCUUCCUGCCCCCCAAGCCCCCGCCCCCCAUCAUCGUGGUGCCCGACCCCCCCUCCAGCAGUGAGGAGUGCCCCGCCCACCUCCUGGAGGACCCGCUCUGCGCGGACGUCAUCCUGGUGCUGCAGGAGCGGGUGCGCAUCUUUGCCCACAAGAUCUACCUCUCCACCUCCUCCUCUAAGUUCUACGACCUGUUUCUCAUGGACCUGAGCGAGGGGGAGCUGGGGGGCCCCUCGGGGCCAGGGGGGGCUCGCCCAGAGGACCACCGGGGCCACCCUGAUCAACACCACCACCAUCACCACCACCACCACGGGCGGGACUUUCUGCUUCGGGCAGCCAGCUUUGAUGUGUGUGAGAGCGUGGACGAGGCUGGGGGCUCUGGUCCUGCCGGCCUGCGGGCUUCAACCAGUGACGGGAUCUUAAGGGGCAAUGGAACAGGGUACCUGCCCGGCAGGGGUCGUGUGCUAUCUUCCUGGAGCCGAGCUUUUGUGAGCAUCCAGGAAGAGAUGGCAGAGGAUCCUCUGACAUACAAAUCCCGGCUGAUGGUGGUGGUGAAGAUGGACAACUCCAUCCAGCCAGGGCCCUUCCGAGCAGUUCUCAAGUACCUGUACACUGGGGAGCUGGGUGAGAACGAGCGGGACCUCAUGCACAUUGCCCACAUUGCUGAGCUGCUGGAGGUCUUCGAUCUGCGCAUGAUGGUGGCCAACAUCCUCAACAAUGAGGCCUUCAUGAACCAGGAGAUCACCAAGGCCUUCCAUGUUCGCCGCACCAACCGAAUUAAGGAGUGCUUGGCCAAAGGCACCUUUUCAGACGUGACCUUCAUCCUGGAUGACGGCACCAUCAGUGCCCACAAGCCCCUGUUGAUUUCCAGCUGUGACUGGAUGGCUGCCAUGUUUGGGGGGCCGUUUGUGGAGAGUUCCACCAGGGAGGUGGUGUUCCCUUACACGAGCAAGAGCUGCAUGAGGGCGGUGCUGGAGUACCUCUACACGGGCAUGUUCACCUCCAGUCCGGACCUGGACGACAUGAAGCUCAUCAUCCUGGCCAACCGCCUCUGCCUGCCGCACCUGGUUGCCCUCACAGAGCAGUACACAGUGACGGGGCUGAUGGAAGCAACUCAGAUGAUGGUGGACAUCGAUGGGGACGUCCUUGUGUUCUUGGAACUGGCUCAGUUCCACUGUGCGUACCAGUUGGCCGACUGGUGUCUCCACCACAUCUGCACCAACUACAACAACGUGUGCCGCAAGUUCCCCCGAGACAUGAAGGCUAUGUCCCCAGAGAACCAAGAGUACUUCGAGAAGCACCGGUGGCCCCCGGUGUGGUACCUGAAGGAGGAGGACCACUAUCAGAGGGCGCGGAAGGAGCGGGAGAAGGAGGACUAUCUGCACCUGAAGCGGCAGCCCAAGCGGCGGUGGCUGUUCUGGAACAGUCCCUCCUCACCGUCCUCCUCUGCAGCCAACUCAUCCUCCCCAUCGUCAUCCUCGGCUGUGGUCUGAGAUGCUGCCACCCUCUUCUGACCCUGCUGCUGUUGUCCCCAUUUGCCCUUGUCCCUCUGCUCUUCUGCAUCACCCCUGCCACCCACCAGGGACAAGGGGACCCACCUCACCAGGACCCUAAGGGCAGAGCUGUUCUCACCAGCCAACAUAGCUCAGCCAGAGAGGAGCCAGGCCCUGCUGGCAGGUCCCCAGUUCCAAGGCAAGACAGGAGACACCUUCCGGGAGGCAGGAAGCAGGGGAAGAGCCAAGAGCUCUGGCGUUUUCUCCCUGGGGUCAAGAACCCUAGAGUCAAGGGGAAAGCCUCCCAGCACAAGGGCUUGCCUGCGUGUCUGGGUCUCUGCUCUGGCUGGGGAGGCAGCCCCCUUCCCAGAGAGCAGCCAGGGUCCUGCUCCAUGGGCCACAUCUUCCCAACAGACUAGAUGGUUGCAAAUGUUUUGUGGGAUUUCCACAUGAAGCCUACUCAGAUCCUCACUGGAGAAGUCAGGGUAGAAAUUAAGCCUUCAGAGCUCAACUCAAGGCUUCUACAUCCUGGGCUGCAGCUGCAAGAGGCCACACAUGGAAAAGCUGGCAUUCUGCAUCCCUCCCAGGUUGCAGGCAAUGAGGCCUGAUUUGUGGGUGGCAGAGGUAGCUCAGAGCUCCAGGCCUGGAGGCAGUGCCCCUUCUGUACUCCUCAGAUGGAAACCAAAGGAAACAACUGGAUUGGGAGAGGAGGGAGGAGUGGGGUCUGUGUGCAGCAAUCCCAUGCUCCUCUGGGCCCCUUCCCCUGCCUCUUGGGUAGUACUGCUUUUUAUGGGGGUGGGGCAAAAUUAGCAAAAAAAACCCACAACAAACCCCAAACAAACAAGAACCAACUCAAAAGGAAUUCACCACCAACAAAAAAACACUAGCCUCUAUUUCCCCAAAGAAUGGAAAUGAGAAAAAGACCCUAUAUAGCUUACAUUUUUAUAAAGCCAAACAGAGGCCCCAUGGCUAGGAGAUGGAGGCUCAGUAUACCUUCAACUCUGAUGCCUUUUGGGAAGGGCUCCUUGCCUGCUGUGGCUGAGAUGUCCUGGGUCUGCCCAACAGCCCUCGGGGCAGCCCGGCUCCUGGGCUGCUGCUUGCUGGUGACUGAGGUUGUGAGGAUUGAGGGGAGGGCUUUGGCCUCAGGACGUAGCCGUAUUGGACCCUGCCUUUGCCCAUCUCGAGGAUGUAGACUGCCCUCACCUCUGAGGGUGAUCCCGCAGGAUGCUUAUGGAUUCUGUGUUUGGCGGACUUAGGACAAGGGUCAAUGUCAACAAAAGACACAGUUGGAGAACAACAGUCCCAUGUAAUGAAGGAUCAUGGGACAUAAAGCCCUACCUAGUGCUGGUUUAGGAUGAAGGGAGGAUUGAACAGAAGGAAAAGCAAGGUUCAUCUAGAAAGGAAGGAUGAGACUGGGGAUUAAAACAGCUUGUGGCCCCUACACCCUUUUUAAUGCUAUGAGGUGGGUCCUGAUGAGGAAUUGCAGAGCCAGGAGGCAGUGAGUUGAGAGCUACGGCGUCCCCUGAGAAAGAUGCUUCAGGGAGAGGGACUGGCUAGGUCCCAGGGACCUGGGGUGAGGCAGUUAGGUCUGGGAUAGAGCAAACCCAGAAACCCAGGCAAUCCUGCAAUGAUUGUGCGGUGCCAAGACCUAGAGCUCUGAGGUUAGUCCUUGUCGAGACGAGAGGCCCAGGUAGGGGCAGGUCUAGAGUGGGGUGAACCCAUGGUGUCUGAGCCUUACCUUCCAAAGUUGUGACUGCCUCCCUCCAGUCCUCCUGGUUAGCUGGCUGGAAGCCAGUCGUGUGCUGCCCUCUGCUGGCUAUCCAACCUCCCUGCACCCCAGCUCUGCCCACAGCUUCAAGGGUGAGGCUGAGGUGGGGGAAGGGGGCAUCCAGAAGAGGACCUGUGCAGCCUCGGCAGCAUCCUUGUGGCAGGGGAACAGAGAUGGGGACACAUGUCCUGAGAUCUAGGUGAGAGGGAGAGCUCAGUUCUAAAGAGGAGGGGGCAAUGGGUCUCCCAGGUGCUUGCAGGGCUGAGGAACCUAGAGCCAGAGAGGAAAGGCCAUUGGGGAAAGUGAAGGCCGAGAAGGAGUAGAGGGCAGCCCACAGGAGAGUGGCCACAGAAUUCCCUCAGCACCCAGGGCCAGCUCACCCCUCAGGGACCCGCCACCCUUGACCCUCAGCUCUCUUAGGGCCGCUCUGCCCCACACAGAGCCCUGCAGCCCAGAGAAACCACCUUGGGAGGCUGUGGGUGCGCCAGAUCAGAGCAGAUGUCCCUGUCCCCAGAGGGAAGGGCAGGUGGGGGGAAGGAGGAGGUGCUGAAUUUCAGCCCCCCAGGAACCGCCCCUCUGGAUCCCAGGGAGGCAGUAGAAAACACCCCCCCACACACACACACACAGGGUGAGCCCAGAGAAUAAAGGGGAGAAAGCAGGACACGGGUUACAUGGGGGCAAGACAUUUCCCCAGACUCGGGUCCCUCAGAGCUGGUUCAGAGACGGAGAGGAUGGGGGCAAAAAACAAAAACCACACCUCUUUUUAUAUAAGGUUUCAUAUUUAAUUUGGUCAUGAAUUCAUAAAUACAUGAGUAUUUUGUACCUGA
Molecule: messenger RNA, 4965 nt
Organism: Ictidomys tridecemlineatus (thirteen-lined ground squirrel)
Lineage: Eukaryota; Metazoa; Chordata; Mammalia; Rodentia; Sciuridae
Gene: Rhobtb2
Product: Rho related BTB domain containing 2
Biological process (GO): small GTPase-mediated signal transduction
Molecular function (GO): GTPase activity; protein binding; GTP binding
Source: RefSeq, a predicted model, not a curated record